AGAGUUGUUCAACAGAAAUGAAUUCGUUUCUAAACUUCACACGAAACGUAUGCCAACACAGUAGGUGAACAUUUGAUUGCCAUACACCCCUUGAUUUAUUCCUGGUGAAAACUUAAUAAUAUCCUAUGUAAAAGUUACUGAUUGGUUGGUAAUUAUAUCCAACUCAAUGGUUGCUGUAGCAGACUCAAACUGGUCUAAAUGUGCUCUAAAUGCGCCUAAGCAAUCUGCAGUGGAUCGUUCAACUGUCCAUAAUUAUCUGCGCAAUCGGCAUAGAAGCUCAACCAAGCGGUAUGCAGAGUCGCGAAAAGACGCAUUUCUUUCAGAACGGAGAUUUCGAGGGAAAUGCCUGUGUAAAUACUUAUGGAAAGCAGAGAGUGGAGCGUUCAAAUCCUGAAGGCCUGCUGGAUGCCGAUCCAAUUGCUUCUGGCACGGGCUUUCAGCCAUCGGAUGAAAACGUGAUGAACACCGGCCAAAUGGGCCCCAAUCUCGCUGCCCAGAGCCUAUCCCCAGCUGUCCCUGUAUCCCCCCUUUCCGACUUCUACCAAUCAAACUGGCAGCAGCAACCGCAGCAAGUCGAGUUGCAGAACAUGCAGCUGCAGCAGCAGCAGCAGCAGCAGCAGCCGAACGGAUGUGGCUUAAGCAGGAUCAGCCAGGGAACACCCAAUGCCUACUACGAGCAGGAUGAGACUGAGCAGAGGCGCCAGGAGCUGCGCAAUCUCGUCCAGCAUCUGUACGUGGCCCAGGCGAGGGUCCAACUGGAGGCCACCGAGAUCAGGAAGGCUCAGUCGGUGGCCUCAGCUGCGCAGUCGCAGCUCGAGGAGUCGGCCAACCAUGUGCGCAGCAUCACCGCCUCAUUGCACACGGCCCAGCAGGAAGUGGCUGCCUCGGCAAUUCGGGCUCAGAUCGCCCAGCUCCAGCUGGCGGCCCAUGAUCAGCUGCUGUUCGCCGCUCGCCAGGAUGUGGACGCGCUGUCCUCGCAAAUGGUGGGUCUCCAGGCGGCGGAGGGCAUCGUUCAGCCGAAACUCACAGUGGAUCUCCAUGCUCUUCUGGACAAGCUGAAGCAGCCACUGCAGCAUUAUGAUCGACCCACAGCCGUACCCAUUAUUGCACCCAGUCUGCCGGGAACGGCGAGUCAUCAGCAACAGAUGCUCUUGCAGCAGCAGCAGCAGAUGGGUCAGGUUCAAGGUCAAGAGCAGGGCCAAGGACAGACCCAAAACCAGGGUCCGGCACCUGCGAAUCCCUCAAAUGGAGCUACUCCCAACGAUUUCAUCAGCUUGCCUAGGGUUCAUCACUAUGCCAACUUUGAUUACACUUAGCUGCAGUUAAAUAUUCAUAAGUAUUAUUUUUCUAUAUUUUUAUAAGCUUCUUUUAGCAUUACUUCUUUCCAUAAAAUCAUAUAUUUCAUUUAAAUCAUCAUGUGAUUUUCGUUGCUAACUACUCCCAUUGCUGUGUGGUUUUUUGUCUGAUUAAUAUAUAUAAUUAUCAGUAAUGUCGAUUGAUAUUGCAUUGUGGUUGUGAUGAAACGUGAGUGUAUGGUUUAGAGAAGGAAUCUUCUUUAGCAAAAAUGUAUAAAUUGUACAAAAUCAAUUCGCAUUUCAUCAGAUGAGUUCUUCUUUUCGAGAUUAUGAAGUUAGCAGAGCAAAAAUAUUGGCUUACAGACUGGAAAAAUGUUAAAGGCAGGACCACAAUUAUUAGUUCUAAAACUAUAUAUUCUUAAAAGCAAAAUCCUUAUUAAAAAAAUAGUAUCUACAAUUUACACAUAAAACACUCUUUUUCUAAUAAAAAAAUUAUGGGUUUGAAGGAUAUUUAUAUCUGAUAAAUAUUUCCAAGCUGGAAUAUAGAACCAAAAUUCAUUCCUGGUCUCUUGUAAAUUAACCAGUACCCAUAACAUAUGAACUGAUACCGAAACAAAAAGUAUUAAUUCAGAUUUGAGUUGAAUAUCUUAUAAUUUGGAUAUUAUAACAAAAUAAUAUGCUUAAAACUCAUCGGUUCUAUGCAGCUUUUAUUAUUUAUUCGAUCAGAUAGGCAUUCAGUACGAUUUGGAAAAUCCAUAAAUGCAAUUGCACGUUCGCCCAAAAAAAUAAAUUUUUGUAGCAUUGAUUCAGCCACUUAAAAGAAGACAAUCAAUCUGCAAAUCCAUUCAAAAUAUUAAAAUAUAUAGCUGUGGCACAAAUGCAUUCGAGUUGAGUAGAGUAGAGUAUUAGAGUAGGUUGAGUUCUUUGUGUAUACUUUGAAUGUACCUCCUUACUGCGUCCCCGUAAAAUCUAAAAGUUGAAAUGUGUGAAUGUUGUUAAAGUACUUGAUUUUCUCCUCAAGAGUCUUAAGUUUUUUUUUAAUCGUUUGUUAUUUUUCUGGUUAUAUUUUUGUGGUGGUUGGAAUUUGUUUGAAUAAACUCAAGAGAGAACGUGAAGCUAAACAGACUAGGGAUACUAAAACUACAAAAAGAGGCAGCCAAUGGGGGAAACUCAGGAAUACUUAACCAAAGGACACCAAAGUUUGUGGUAUUCAAGAGCUGAAACUCAAAACGAAUUUACCCGACUAACAGUUGGCAAAUGAGGAGGAACCAAACGUGAGUAAUAAUUGGGAUAUAAUUAGAAUUAUUAUUUGAAUAUAUUUCGAUCCAGUUCAACGGCUUCACAUUUACUAAUACAUAGGAUU
Messenger RNA from Drosophila erecta, 2658 nucleotides. Its product is annotated as zinc finger protein 853. The record is from RefSeq and is a predicted model, not a curated record. The coding region runs from base 210 to 1316 and encodes 368 amino acids. The transcript is spliced from 4 exons. NCBI's taxonomy places the organism in Eukaryota, Metazoa, Arthropoda, Insecta, Diptera, Drosophilidae.